Molecule: messenger RNA, 3660 nt
Organism: Lodderomyces oxycetoniae
Lineage: Eukaryota; Fungi; Ascomycota; Pichiomycetes; Serinales; Debaryomycetaceae
Gene: MSU1
Product: Msu1p
Exons: 1
Coding region: 1-3660 (1219 amino acids)
Molecular function (GO): 3'-5'-RNA exonuclease activity; RNA binding
Source: RefSeq, a predicted model, not a curated record
AUGUGGAAACAGCCAAAAAAUGACGGUGCAUCUUCCUUUGGGAAAAAUUUAGGUAAGGCAGAGUUAAAGUCGUCGAAUAUUAAUUGGGAUGUCGUCCAUAAGCUAACUGAGAAAGCUGCUCACAGGCCAAUCAAGAAAGGUGCUCUUACACUGACUAGAAAAGGUGGUCUCACACUGACUAGGAAAGGUGCUUUCUGGCUCGAGGAAGGUGCUCACAAGCCAAUCAAGAAAGGCGCUCACAGGUCCACCGAGGAAGCUGCUCAUAGGCCAAUCAAGAAAGGUGCCCCUAGGUUUGAGGAAAGUGCCCCCAGGUUUGAAAAAGGUGUUGAAAAUAUCACGAAUCGGCAAAAACAACCUUCAAAAUCCAAAGCAAAUGUUCCUAAUUUCUUCAAAGAUUUGCGGGAACAGCAAAAGGAAAAAACCUUGUCUUUGAACGAAACCAAAUCGAUGGAUAUGACCCAGCUUGGGGAUUUAAUCAGGUCUAAAAAAAAGAAAUUUAAUUACGAUAGUCCUUCAACAGACUUAACAAAGACUUGUGUGCAAUUAUUUAAAGAGAUCAAGGAAAAGGCAGAACAAACUAGUUGUUUAAAUUACAAUGAUCCAUCAGAAGAAUGGAAAAAGAGAUUUACAAAAGAAGAGUUGGUGCAGCUUGAAAACUUUUUUAAAACAUUUCCAACAACCGCCACCGUUUGUGGGAAACUGAUGACUAGUCCUGUUCGAGUAGGUGAUUUGGUGACUUUGGGGAAGGAGAAUUUAAGGUUGUGCAUUGUUGCUGCCAUACCAAGAAGUUUUGAGUCUCAAAUUGCAGCAUUUCUUACCGAUAGGGGAGAAGUUGUUUUUUCAAACUUAUACCACAUAAAUUAUAGAAUCCCUGGCGCUAUUCCAGAAAAAUAUCACAAAGUAAUCGAAAAAUUGGUUAUUCUUGAACAAAAGAUUCUUGAUGUUGCCCCAGUGGGUGUGCCGGAUCCUCAAUUCUCUGAAUCAAAGGAGACUUUACCGGUAGAAUUACAAGAUAAAUUCAAAUCCUUGUUGAAGGAAAAUGAAAAUAAAAGUGAAAACGAAAACGAAAACGAAAACGAAAACGAAAAUAAACUCGAUGAAGAUACUGCAAAAGAACUUUCCGAUUAUGAUUCCACUGACUUUUUCGUCACACAAGCAUCAUCGCAGCUUUUGACUAAUUCGCCAGUUCAGACAUAUCUAGUGCCCAUUGCGGCAAGAGAACUCUACCAUAAAGCUUUAACAAGAAUCUCGGAUGAAGCAUUUCGAAUGGUUAAUGAAAUAAACGGAAAAUUGGAAAAGUUGCAUAGACUUUUACAAACCGAUGCAACUCAGGAGUUGAAUGCGCCACGAAUAGUUUCAAUUUUUGAGUUACUUCACAAGAUAGAUGAACCACUUACUAUUACUUCAGGGUUGAAUUCGUCUUCUUCUUCUUCUUCUUCUUCUUCUUCUUCUUCGUCAUCGUCCCAUAAGAAUUCCCUAUUAGGAGCAAGUCCAAUAGAACUGGUUGAUUAUGAAAAUAAAAAAUUUUCAGUUGCAAAAUAUCUAGCAGUUGUGUUUGCUUUGAAAAAACAAAGUAGACUUUGGACAAUUCAUAAAAGCGGCUCCUCUCCUACUAAAGUCACUAUUUGGCCAUUGGGGCAAAUCAUUUAUGAAGACAAGAUAAACGAGUAUUUGGACAAUAAAGGUAUUUCCGAAAUUGCAGAUUAUUGCGUUAAAAAAAUUCUUGGAGAAGAAGUGGGGGCUGCUCCUUUCGUAUACGAUGGAGUAGUUGAAAUGUUGCAAGAAUAUGUUAAUGGGAAAUAUGAAAGCAAUCCAGAAAUUUCUGCGACUUUGAUUUCUCUUUUGAGAAAGAUUGAUAGCCUAUUGCAAUCAAAAGGUUCACAGCCAACCAAGGAUGCUUAUAAAUUUGAAUACUCCUUUGGCAAAGCAUACGAUUUAUUGGUCAAAUUAAAAGGUGGAACUUUUGUUGAUCCAGUAAAAUGGCUUCGGGAAGCUGAUUUUUCAAAUCAAGAGUUAGGCAUGAAGGCUGAUAUGCGCGAGACUUACUACAAAUAUUUUGAUGAGGCAGUCGAGGCAGUUGAAAAGGAUCAUAGCAUGCAAAAAUGUUUGGAGGAAAACCUCUACGAAAAGGAUCCGCUUGCCAAAGCUAGAGUCGAUAUGACCGAGAUUCCAAUCUACUGUAUUGAUGAUUCAACAGCUCAUGAAAUUGAUGACGGUAUUUCACUUCAUCAAGAAAGAGGCAAAUAUGUUAUUUCUGUUCAUAUUGCCAACCCAAGCUCUUACAUUAAACCUGAUUCAACCAUUAGUUCAAUUGCAUUUGAAAAAGCAUCAACCACUUAUCUUUUAGAAGAUGUCUUUCCAAUGUUACCCAAGGCGAUCUCGAACCUUUCAGGUUUGGGAGUCAACAAACAAGAGAGAAGAACCUUUGUGAUACAGUACAGGCUAGAUAAGGACUCUGUAGACCGGUAUAUAUCAGACAAAAUGCUGGACCCCGACUUUUCCCCCACCCCAUCAUUUCUUCGAAAUAUUGAUGAACAAAUUAAUGAGAGUGGAACUGUAUUUUUUGGAAAGGUUAAAAGAUUUCGUCAAGGAUUUACUUAUGGCGCAGUAAACGAACUUUUAGAUGAUAAAGAAAAGAUGACCCUGUUCAAACAAACGGGGGGAUCAAAAGAUCCCGACUUUGAUAGUUUAUUCAAGUUGCUGAACAUUUCGAAUUUGCUUUUGGGGAUUAGAAAAUCUAAAAAAGCUUUCCUUUCAAAUGGCAAUAUCAAAAUAAGUUACAACAAGGGCACAAGCAGUCAAAACUCUUUUGAUUUUGAAAAUUAUCGUCAAGAAAUGGUUAGUGUUACAUUACCAAACUCCAAUCACUCUGUUUCGAUUGGUAUGCAAAAAACUACUGGGGGUGUAUCCACCUGUUUGGUUACUGAAAAUAUGAUUAUUGGAAAUUACUUGGUUGCGAAAUUUGCAGAAAAACAUCAUAUUCAAAUUUUAUACAAGUGCAUGGAUCCUAAGUUUGAAGGAGAGUUGCUUGAGAAAUACGAGAGAUUAGUUAAAGUUUUGGAUGCAGAAAAGGACCUUUCGAUACUAGCCGAGGCACCUAAUUUUUAUGCAUUCUUGAACAGAGCUUUCAUUUCUGAUAAACCAGAUAAGCAUUUUUUUAUGGGAUUGAGUGUGUACACAAACGUCUCCUCGCCACUUAGACGGUAUAUCGAUAUGGUGAAUCAAUGGAAAAUUCAGGAUUAUUUCCUUAAGCAGUCAACAGUUCCGGAUGAAGCAAUCAAGGGUAUAGUCUCCCUGUUGAAUGGUAAAAGCGAUAUUAUACGGAAUGUUCAAAAUCGGUCAAAGGCUUUUUGGCAAGCCUUGAUUUUAAAGAUUUGCAACGAAGAGGAGGAGGGGAAAAGAAUGGGUACAAAUUCCAAAACAGUGGCCGAGAAGCUUAAUUUGCAAUUGAGUUUAAGGACAAAUCCACAAAAGGGGACUGCAGUUGAUGUUCUAUUGGAGACAUUCACUAGCGUUCGUGCUCAUCUUGAGGUAUCGAAAAACUUAGUGGAGGAUUUCAGUAAAGGUGUCAUACAGAUUGGCAAAUCGAUCAACCCUUCGAGAUUAAAUUUGAAGAAAGUUGACAUUAUCGAAAAUGAGGUGAUUUUCGAAUACAAGUAG